Mizuhopecten yessoensis (Yesso scallop) is the source of this 3725-nucleotide messenger RNA. RefSeq names its product sterol regulatory element-binding protein 1-like. The transcript has 16 exons. The record is from RefSeq and is a predicted model, not a curated record. Gene Ontology annotation, cellular component: nucleus. Gene Ontology annotation, biological process: regulation of transcription by RNA polymerase II. Lineage: Eukaryota; Metazoa; Mollusca; Bivalvia; Pectinida; Pectinidae. The coding region runs from base 50 to 3493 and encodes 1147 amino acids. Gene Ontology annotation, molecular function: RNA polymerase II cis-regulatory region sequence-specific DNA binding; DNA-binding transcription factor activity, RNA polymerase II-specific; protein dimerization activity.
UGGCUGUUGGCUCGUGGUGCUAUCUGCAAACUAUUUCAGAGCUGCGAAGAUGGCGGACGAUCUCAGCUGGCAACUGCCAGCGGAUACUUUUCCCGAUGCUGGAACAGAUUUUAUAUCGGCAAAUGAUUUAGAAAAUGUCUCAUUAAAUGAUGUUGAAGACAUGGUGAAUUACAUGUUUCCUGAUGGAUCAGUAGAUGGUGACCCUUUUGAUUCACAGUUUCCAUUGUCAGGAAGUUUAAAUGAUACAGACUUGCUGGGUUCUUCCACAAAUCCCAUUCUUAUGGACACGAGUAUCAAACAAGAACCUCCCCUUGAUAACAGCUUCAGUAUAAAACAAGAACUUUCCUUGGAGGAGCAGCUUUCUAUUGUAUCACAAACAAUAUCAGCUGAUGCAAGCUUAUCUCAGUCAUUAAGUGAAACACCAAAUGUGAGUUUGAACACAUUACAGACUGAGAUUCUUGCUGGUCAACCUGUUAACAAACCCCCAGUCAUUAACAUUUCUCAUCCAAGUAGUGUUCAGUUGCAGCAGGCUGCUCUCAAGAUUCGACAGGCACAAUUGGUAGCUCAGAAAAAGCAGCAAAUACUCUUGCAAUUUCAACAAAAGCAACAGAAACAACAGCAGGCAGCUCAGUUACAACAGCAGCUCAAGUUGAUUUUGCAGCAGGCUGCACAAGCAACUGCUGUGCAGCAACAACAAAAAGUCCAGGUACAGCCACAGGUGGUAGCUCAGCCACAGGUCCAGCGAGUCGCCCAAACAAUAACCCAGACACCUGUGUCUACUCAGUUACCUGUGAUCGCUCCUCACACCACUAAUGUUGGAAUCAACCAAUUCAACCUUCAGCAGCUUCAACAGUUGCUUCUUCAAGCACAGCCCAAGACAACAAGCAAUGCUACUGUCCAUCCUGUCAGUGUGUCACAGCCCAUCAGUGUUAGUGUUCCCCAACAGACCCUGUCACCACCCCCAAACUAUGUAACCAUAUCUCAGGCCUCCUCCCCUCCUAAAACCAUGGCACCCCUCCAGACAGUUAUGACCAACACUGGAACCAUUCUCACCACCACCAGCAUUCCCAUACAGAUGGUACAGGAUAAUGACGGCUUUGACAAGCUGCCCAUCAACCGACUCAACUCGGUGACGAAGGGUCCAAAGAAGGGGGAGAAGAGAACAUCUCAUAAUGCCAUUGAAAAAAGAUAUCGACUGAGUAUCAAUGAUAAAAUUAUUGAGCUCAAAGAUCUAGUUGCUGGAACUGAAGCAAAGUUGAACAAAUCUGCAAUUCUGAAGAAAGCUAUUGACUACAUUCGAUAUCUGCAAAACACAAUCAGGAGAUUAAAACAGGAGAAUAUGGCUCUGAAAAUGGGUUCCCAGAAAUCAAGUACUUACCCUACAGAUGUUGAAGAAAUACUGAAAGCGUCAUGUGUGAUUACUCCGCCUGGAUCAGAGACAGGAUCUCCCACGCAUAGCGUUCAAUAUACAAGCGACAGUGAAGUCUCAUCACCUGCUAGUCCAAGUUAUGAAUCUGAAUCCGACACAAAUAAUGGGUUUGGUAUGGCAACAAUCAACACCAUGCGUGACCAGACACGAAUGGCAAUGUGCAUCUUUAUGUUUGCUGUGAUUGCAUUCAACCCCUUUGGUGCUCUGCUGAAAACUGGAUCACAAGGAUUUGAGAUGGGAGCUGCCAGUAUUCCAGGAAGGACACUUCAGGGUGUAUCUGAAGGAGCUGCUAAUGGAUUUAUGGACUGGAUGUUCCCUACUUUGAUGAUGUGGAUGUUAAAUGGUAUCAUUGUCACUGGAGUGCUUGCUAGACUUUUCAUAUAUGGGGAGCCUGUGACCAAGAAAAACAGUGAAGCAGCAGUGUCAUUCUGGAGGCAUCAGAAUCAAGCAGAUACCUAUCUUGGGAGGAAAGAAUAUACGCGAGCAGUGAACCAGUUUCGUCUAUCACUCUCCUCCUUGGGACGCCCAUUGUCCACAACACGACUGGAUCUAGCAUCAGGGUUACUGUGGAACAUCGUCAGAAUGGUACUCAACAGGCUUUACCUUGGCAAAUGGAUCUCCAACCAGAUCAGUAACUUGAGCAGCAACACUGAUGAAGAUGUGAAGACUUCAGCUAGAGAUGCUGCUAUGGUGUACCACAAACUCAACCAGAUCCACCUUACAGGACACGUGCCAGGUAGCAACAUAUGGGGCCUGAACCUGACCUUGUGUGCUGUUAACAUGGCUGAGGCAGCAGGAAGGAACAUCACUGUAGCUCAAAAGGCCGAGAUCUAUGCUACAGCUGCUGUCAGACUUCAGGCAACAUUGCCGUGGAACCUCCUUUUCUUGAGGAGAUAUUUUCUGAGGCAGGCAAGGAAGGUGUGCAGUGGAAAUGGAGACCAGAUUCCAGCCAAAAUGCAGUGGUUGUGUCAUCCAGAAGGUCAUGUGUUCUUUGUUCAGGGAUCGUGGCAAAUAGGUGGCAAGAACAGCAUCUUCACAGUGUCCGGAAAUGAAGCUGACCCUCUGGAACAUGUAACCCAAGCUUUCAGGGAGUUCCUGUUGGAGAAGGCCCUGUACUCCCUCCUUACACCCGAGCCACAGAAACAAAGUGGUCCAUCUCAAUCAGCUGAGGUUCUUCUGUAUACACAACUGCUGUCAGACUGUGCCAGCCUUCAAACAACAACAGUUGGCCUUUCUGUUUCGGGUGUGGAUGAGGUAGCAAGGUGGUGGUCAUCCAUUGUCAGUGUGGCAAUGUACUGGUUGUCGGGAGACGAGGAAAAUGCAGAAAGGUGUUACUCUCAGUGUGAUGCUUUCCCAAGAGCACUGCAGCAAUCCGAUGAUCCUUUACCAAAGGCAGUUUUGGUAGCCUUCAGAGCAAGGCGAAAUCUGCAAUCUAAUGUACAUGGAGCAAACCAUUGUGUUCGUCAGUGUGAUAGAGCCGGCAGGUUGCUGCGGGAUAGCCUGAAGUUCACAUACAUGACAGAAAAUGACAAAAUUGUUUCACAUCUGCAAUUGUUAGUGUCUGACUGGUUGUUAAUGACAAGGAAGGAGGUCUGGGAGUCUGUCCAGAUGGAAGACAAGUCCACCAUUGCCUCACAGACCGAACUCAUUGCUUACCAGCAGGACCUGGCCAGCUUCAGGAAGGUUGCCAAAACCUACAAGUCUGUCAUGUCAAAGGUGUUUUUACAUGAAGCAACAGGUCGUAUGAUGGCCGGGGCAUGUCCAGCACGUACACAACAACUUUUGGAGAGGUCCAUCAGACGUCGCCAUGUCAGCAAGUCCGACAGAGAGGAUGGGUCGGACAGUGAUACACCAGAUCGUCAACAGGCCACAGCCCUUCUGAUGGCUGGCAGACAUCUCCCUGAGCCAAUGAUUGCUUCAAAGUCGGACCGAGUCCAUCUCAUUUCGGAAGCAAGCAAAAUAUAUGAAGCCAUUGGGGAUAAAAAAUCAGUACAGAGUUGUAGAAAGGUUAUAAUGCAUUUUGAAGAAAGCAGCAUUUCAUCCUCGGUGUCCAUUCAGUGCUAGUGACUGCCACCAGGCUUGUGUUUUAUAAAGUGCUGGCGUUUCUCGUGUAUUAUGAUACAAACUUUGAUAAAUUAUUUCUUUUGUAUAAAACUGGAAUGCAUAAUUGUAUGCACAACUCAUCAUGUGAUAAUGAAAAGAAGAUUGAAUACAAGGAAAGAGUAAAAGUUGUGAUUGAAUGAAUGAUUUUAUUUUGUAUAUGCUGACAUCAUUGUAAUAAAUGUUGUGAAUUUUU